UGUAUACAACAACUCUGUCUCUGUCAUCUCUGUUAUCUCAUCUUCUCAUUCUUUCUCUACCACCAAGAUCCAAAUCCCAAAUCCAUCUCUUUAUUUUUUUACCUUUUAUAUCACAAAAUUUUGAUUAUAAAUUCCCAACCCAAUCAAAACAAAUUCACUCAAUAAUCUAUACAUACAGUAAGAUAGCAACUUUCAAAGACAUGGCAGAGACCAAAACCCCUCCAGUGAUGAAGAUCAAACCAAAUUCCCAAAUUGCCCCUUCCAAGCCUAAGAUUACUGAUUCUUCAUCUCUCAGUAAGAGUCUCCCCAGCUCAAAUAAGAUGAAAGCUGUCACCACUGUCACUAAAUCUGAGGUUAAAUCAAAACCGACAAUAAUGUCGUCAUCAUCAUCUAAAACAACGACGACAACAAAGACGACAAAGAGGAAAACUACUACCACCAAAGUGAGAGAGAGGAAAGUGUAUAAUUUGCCUGGCCAGAAACACGAUCCACCUCAAGAGAAAGAACCCUUGAGGAUUUUCUAUGAGUCGUUGUCGAAACAGAUACCGACAAGUGAAAUGGCGGAAUUUUGGUUAAUGGAACAUGGACUAUUGUCUCCUGAAAGAGCUAAGAAAGCAUUGGAAAAGAAGCAAAGAAAGCAAAAGGAGCUUCGUAGCGGAACUCCGGCUAAGUCAUCGUCAAAGCCACCAACUAAAACCACAUCUUCACAGAAGCCGCAGCCAAGACCAAAUAAUAUUGGAUCUACAGAGAGGCCGCAGCCGAGACCAAAUAAUACUGGAUCUACAGAGAGGCCACAACCGCAGCCGAGACCAAAUAAUACUGGAUCUACAGAGAGGCCGCAGCCGAGACCAAAUAAUACUGGAUCUACAGAGAGGCCACAACCGCAGCCGAGACCAAAUAAUACUGGAUCUACAGAGAGGCCACAACCGAGACCAAGUAAUACUGGAUCCUUACAGAAGCCUAAUACUGGAUCCUUACAGAAGCCGCAACAGAAGUCAAAUAAUGGCGACAUUAAAGCCAAGAGAAAAAUUGAGAGUGACAGCGAUGAUGAUGACGAUUUCAUUUUAAGUCAUAAAAGAAGAAGAGUGUAAGAAGAAGAGCCUCACAAUUUUUAUUUAAUAAAGGUUAAUAAAAAGGAAAGGAAAAGAAUUGUUGUAAGGUAAAUUGAACUGUAAGAUUAAAAUAUUCUUCAUGUGUCAAACUUUACUGAUUCUACAAGGGACUUGCAUUGUGUUGUAUGUGUCUUUUGCAAGCAACAUUAAUAAUGAAAGUGGAGAGUGUUUUUACUCAAUUACUCCCUCACCAUUUACUCUUGGCCUGUUAGCCUUGUCAAAAGUCUGGAAAAAUUGCUCAGAAACUUUGUUUGGUCAGGUAACAUGUAGAGCAGGAAGCUUGCCACUCUGGUUGUGUCUAUGUAAGUUUUAUCCCAUAUACAUAGAGAAGGAAAUCAAUGUGCCGACAAGCAUGCCUCUAUAGGCUUGUCAACGAAUGGUUUCUAUUGGUGGGCUUUUCCUCCCAUUCUAAUUAGACAAAAUCUAGUUAGAAACAAGUUAGCCAUCCAAACUUUAGAUUCUCCUAGUUUCUUUCAUUUGUAUCUUCUUUGGUUAGGGUCUUGGUUUAGUCCACCAUAUCCUCCUUUGUUCCAUUCUUUAUUUU
Molecule: messenger RNA, 1656 nt
Organism: Vicia villosa (hairy vetch)
Lineage: Eukaryota; Viridiplantae; Streptophyta; Magnoliopsida; Fabales; Fabaceae
Exons: 4
Coding region: 201-1091 (296 amino acids)
Source: RefSeq, a predicted model, not a curated record